AUGGCGAUCUGUACUUAUAACGCACGUACGCUUGCAUCAGAAGCGGCCAUCGAAGAUCUGAUGAUGCAAGCCAAGAAGAUCAAGUACAACGUCAUCGGACUGAGCGAGACGAGACGACGUCACCCUCUCAACGCCGUAUAUGAAACUGGAGAAGAACUGUUCUUAGGAACAUGCAACAGUAGAGGUGUUAAUGGAGUUGGCGUCCUCGUCAACACGAGUAUGGCAAAGAACAUCGACUCCUUCGAAUAA
Messenger RNA from Necator americanus (New World hookworm), 249 nucleotides. RefSeq lists its product as uncharacterized. The transcript has a single exon. NCBI's taxonomy places the organism in Eukaryota, Metazoa, Nematoda, Chromadorea, Rhabditida, Ancylostomatidae. Bases 1 to 249 code for a protein of 82 amino acids. The record is from RefSeq and is a predicted model, not a curated record.